Paramormyrops kingsleyae is the source of this 1864-nucleotide messenger RNA. RefSeq lists its product as uncharacterized. Lineage: Eukaryota; Metazoa; Chordata; Actinopteri; Osteoglossiformes; Mormyridae. The record is from RefSeq and is a predicted model, not a curated record.
CUGUAUCGAUUCCAAGCAGAAACUUAAUUUGAAUGAAAAUGGUGCAUUCUGGGCGAUUGGGGGCUGUAUGUGUUUUGACUACCGCUGCCGUGCUGCGCGUCUGUGUCGCCGGACAUUGAAUUCUCGGUUGGCUGAGUUUUUAGCUUUGACAGGUCAGUUUUGAACUAAAUUAAGGUGACAGUAGAGGCGCCAUGAUGUCAAGUGGAAGUGCUGAGAAACAUCGGCAGAGCGCACUUCCCUCCAUUCUGGACGCAUACGUGUCUCCCAGAAGUAUUGUAGAGAAUGGUGUAAAAAAACAGCAGCUGAAGGUGAGGAAGUGCUUGCACGGUGAGGAUGAGGAGAGGCUGACGGAAAGCCCUGAACACGGCCUCGAGGGCAAGGCCAGCAGGCGACAGAAGGCUGCUAUGGAGCAGCGCCAUCUGCAGGCGUACAGAAACAUUCAUCGUUUGCGGGAUGUUUUGCACCGGCGCUACUCAGACCUCUUGUGGGAGAAGAUUCAAAAACAGAGACUUGACAUCAAACAACGUUGUUUCACGUCACCGAAAUCUCUGAAGCAUCUAAGAAUACAAAAAGAGAAAAAUAUCAUACGUCAAAAGUUGCCCUACUGCACCCUUACCCAUGAUGAAACACAUCUGAAGUCUCUUCAUAAAACUAGUUACUAUCUGAUCAUUGACCUCCAGAACCAAAUGAUGCGCAAUGGUUGGCUGAAGACCCACUGUGAUCAAGAAGAGUUCUGGGCACUGGCUGGGCAGAUCCAGAAGAGGAGCCAACUGGAGAAGAGGCUGCAAGAUGUCAGAGAGAAGACAGUGAUUAGCAGCAGGUCUGCUCCAGAUCUCAAGUCUCUGGAGCAGAUAAAGCAAGAGACCUCAGAACAGAUGAAACCCAUUGCUUCUAUCAUAGGUCUUCGUGAACAAGCUGCUCUUUCAGAAAGGGAUGCCGACGGCUGGGGCCUCGGCCACCACCUCCGCGACCGGCUGCAGCACGAACGGAACGCCAUUGAACGGAUGUUUCCCAAGCUACAGGUGCCCAAGUUUGUCACCCUCCAGCCUGCUUUUCUGGAUCUGCUGAAGUCAUUUCCUGAACUAAGGAUUUCUGACACGUCACAGAAGACAACGUGCACAGAUGCCAGCCUGAGGAAACUGCAUCAGAUGUACAGCCUCACCCUCACCAAUAUGGCCGCUUCCCAGAGACUGCUGAACAGAGGCACACACUGUCCACUCUGGGACGACGAGGGCAGAGACUGGAAUCUGCACGAGUACUUAUUUCCCACUGAGGUUCUUAGCAUGAAUCAUGGGAAAAUCAGAAAGUCUCCUUUCCCUCACCGCUCUCCACAAGCCCCAAGUGGCCAGACUGAGACCACGUCUACACUGGAACUUGACACAGAAGCCAUGUCUGAUACAGAGCGUCCUAAGAGCAUCCUGCUGACUGAAACAAUCCCUGAGCACAAGGAGGCAAACUCCACUAAGUCCCCAGAUCCCCUGUCACUGGAACAAGUGUGUGAGAAGCACCCCUCUGCGGUAAAAACGGGGCCCUCCAAGUCCUGGACCAACUACAUUUAAUACAUCAGGCAACUUUUCUCUUGGAAUGUAUGUAUGUUACAGUGUCAGUAUGUUUAUUAUGGUGUAUAGAAGCAGAAAUGUAGACUAACCAUGCAUAACCAAUUGGGAUAAAAAAGGAAACAUUUUUCAAGUUUUUAUUAAAAAUCCAAACAUCCGUCCAUUGUCAACUGCUUAUCUUGGUUAGGAUCACAGGAGUGCCUAAGUCUGGCUUCUUAGAGUACUGGGCAGGGGGAUUCCCAGGAGGAGAUGUGAAUCUAUAGCAGGGUACACACACACACACUUACGCAUACAAUAAUACACCAAGG